Messenger RNA from Aspergillus ibericus CBS 121593, 3561 nucleotides. Its product is annotated as putative inositol polyphosphate phosphatase. Gene Ontology annotation, molecular function: phosphatidylinositol-4,5-bisphosphate 5-phosphatase activity; protein binding. The transcript is spliced from 5 exons. Lineage: Eukaryota; Fungi; Ascomycota; Eurotiomycetes; Eurotiales; Aspergillaceae. Gene Ontology annotation, biological process: phosphatidylinositol dephosphorylation. The record is from RefSeq and is a predicted model, not a curated record. The coding region runs from base 1 to 3561 and encodes 1186 amino acids.
AUGGAGGGAACUGGCAAGGAAAGAGACGCCACGGAUAAUGCUCCGCUUAGACCGGUGUCUUCCCUGCUUUCGCAUUUCGAGAAUCUGUCGCAUCGUCGGGCUCCGUCCGCCGUCACCAACGGUUCACGCGAUCCCCCAUCCUUUCUCCGAACCCCCGAGUAUGGCGAUGAUGUCCGCUCCUCUCGGGCCUCUCUGGACCUACCCCGGCCACGAUCUCCCUGGGGAUCGGUCCCCGAGAUCGAGCGGAGUCACAGCAUCGUACACAAUGGCGUACCCCCGCGGCCUAGCGCAUCCCCGGGGAUUUCCCCGGGCAGACGGCAGAACAGGCCCAUGUCGAUGAACCUGCACUCGUCGCCACAGUUAGCGCCCACUCUGACGGUCGACUCUCCCCGGUCUCCGCCGCGCGGAUUCGGAGCGGACCAUGAGGAGGAUAUUCGCGUGUCUCGCAGCCCCCCGAAUGCCUCCCGGGAGUCGCUGCCUACUAUUCCCCAGGGGGUCUCCUCCCAUCGACCAACCACCCCCAUCACUGCGUCUUUUGCCACGGAGAAUAAAACGGACCGCUUGUCGCCGGGCAAUACAGAUGCCGGAGCCAAUGGCCGUGAAAGUCCGUCGGAACGAAAGGGCAAGAGUAUUUCACUCCCUCCUCCCGCGAACCGGGCGGAGAAGCCCAAGAUUCCCGCCAAACCUGCGGCCUUGUCACACCACGAUAGCGGCUCUCUGGCUCCGCGGCAGGAACGUGCGUCCUCAGAAGAUCGCAUCUCGCCUUUUAGCACUCCCCCGAGCAGUCCUGAGAAAGCGUCGCCCAAACAACAGCCGUCUUCGAGGGCCGCGCCCAUUCCGCGGUCGCCCUCCCACCGCUCGCCUUCCCGCCCUGUACCUGAUCUCCCGAUGCACCGGCCGCUGGAGGAGAGGCCGCCCGCCCCUCAGGCAGGUAUAUUCCGAGAACCGUCUUUUUCACAGAGGCGGCCCAUCCCGGAACCCCCGCGGGAGACCAAGCCACUCAUGGUCCAGAUCCCUCCGAGACACUCCCUUCCGCCGGAGCCACUGGCCACCGCACCGCUUUCUCACCGGGUUUCGAUGCACGACCCUCAGGAGCGCCCCGGACUGCCACCCCGACAGCCGUCAGUGGCACGAAGGGGCGGUCCAUCACCGUCGCGGUAUUCGUACCAGCCGCCGCCGGAGAGCCCGGCGUUUUCAUUGCCUCCGCCGACGCCCUACCGUGAAUCCCGUCCUCUUUACCGGGAUGAUCUCCCAACUCCCACAAAUGUCCACCGACAACCGUCCUUCUCCCGGGAGUCCAGGCCUGUGCCACCCCCGGCUGUCCCCGAGCGGCCUGUGGUGGAACGCCAAGCGGUCCGCCCCAUUCCGAGUGAGGAUGAACAGGUUCCAGAUGACGCGCCGGUUGCGCGCACAGAUUAUCCUGAUGCAUCCAGUGCAAAUCGCCGACCGCCACUGCUGAAGUCAGGACCUCAGGAGAUCCAUACGCGGUACGACACACGACUGAUGGAUGUAUGCGGGAAGCAUGUGUGCACGACCGGAUACAUUACGCGGGUGUGGGAUCUGACGACUGGGGAGCAGCUCAUGAGCCUAAGUCAUGGCGAGACGGUCAAGUGUUUGUCGUUGGCCUUCAAGCCCGGUGCAGGUCUGGAGGACGAGGGCCAGCGAUUGUGGCUGGGCACGAAUGCCGGUGAUCUUCAUGAGAUCGAUAUCUCGACCCGUUCCAUUGUCGCAUCGCGGUCCUAUCCCUCGCGACGGGAAAUUGUCAAGAUCUUGCGGCAUAAGAAGGAGAUGUGGACCCUUGAUGAUGAGGGUCGGUUGCUGGUGUGGCCGCCAGAUGAGACCGGGACCCCGAACCUGCAGUACAGCUACCACAACCCCUAUGAUCGUGUCGCCCGCGGACACACGUUCUCCAUGGUGGUGGGUGAUCUUCUAUGGCUGGCUUCCGGGCGCGAGGUGCACGUUUAUCGGCCCAAUGCGCGUGAUGAUGUCUCGUUCAAGGUCCUCAGCCGGCCACUCGGCUUGCAGCAUACAGGAGAUGUCACGUCGGGUGCAUACACCACCCAGGAUGGCGGCCGUGUGUAUCUGGGUCAUGCCGAUGGAAAGGUGACGGUAUACUCGGCCCACGACUACGCGUGUCUAUCGGUUGUCAAUGUCAGCGUCUACAAGAUCAACUGCCUGGGCAUUGUGGGAGACUAUCUGUGGGCGGCGUACAAGACCGGUAUGAUCUAUGUCUACGAUACCGCUACGAACCCGUGGACGGUGAAGAAGGAUUGGCGCGCUCACGACAGCCCUGUGAGCGGUUUUCUCCUUGACUCCAGCAGCGUGUGGACGAUGAAUCGACUGCAGGUCACUUCGCUGGGUGACGACAACUGCAUUCGUCUGUGGGAUGGGAUGCUAGAGGACGAUUGGCUGGUAGUAGAAUCUCGAAUGCAGGCCCGGGAUGUGGAGUUUUGCUCGUUCCGGGAAAUCCAUGCGGUGAUCCUGACCUGGAACGCGGGGGCAUCCACCCCGGGGAGCGUGCGCACAUCGACCUUUAUCCAGGAUGCGAUUCAUCCGGAGAAUCCGCCGGAGAUUUUGGUGUUUGGUUUCCAGGAGCUGGUGGACCUUGAAAAUAAGAAGAUCACAGCCAAGAGUCUGCUCCUCGGGAGCAAGAAGAAGGAGCAUGGUGAUAAGGAGCAUAUGAGCCGACAGUACCGGGUGUGGAUGGAGCAUCUGACCCGCGCUAUCAACGACUGCAUGCCGCUGGAAGAGUCGUAUGUGCUACUGCACAGUGGGAACAUGAUUGGUCUUUUUACGUGUGUAUUUGUCAAGCACAAGGAGCGGCAGCGGAUCACGAAUAUCAGCGCUACCGAGAUCAAGCGGGGUAUGGGAGGAUUGCAUGGGAAUAAGGGUGCAUUGAUUCUACGCUUUGUUCUGGAUGACAGCUCCCUCUGCUUUGUCAACUGCCACUUGGCGGCUGGCCAGACGCAGACGGCGCACCGCAACAACGAUAUCGCCGCGAUCCUCGAGGCGGAGUCGCUCCCUGCCGAGAGCAGCCUUGCGACCCGCGCGAAUCACUAUGUGAGCGGCGGUGAUGGCUCGAUGAUCAUGGACCAUGAGAUCUGCCUCCUGAACGGAGAUCUCAACUACCGGAUCGACUCGAUUCCGCGCAACGUGAUCAUUGACGACAUCCGCAGCAACAACCUGACGAAGUUACUCGAGCGGGAUCAGCUCCUGGCAUCGCGACGCAAGAACCCGGGCUUCCGGCUUCGGUCCUUUAACGAGGCGCCUAUCACGUUCGCGCCGACCUACAAAUACGAUGUGGGCACGGACGAGUACGACUCCAGCGACAAGAAGCGCGCGCCGGCGUGGUGUGACCGGGUGCUGUAUCGGGGUCUGGGUCGCGUCCGACAGCUCGAGUACCGUCGACACGAGGUGCGUGCCUCGGACCAUCGGCCGGUCAGUGCCACGUUCAAGCUGCGCAUCAAGACGGUGUUGCCGACGGAGCGGGCGGGGACGUGGGAAUCGUGUCAGCAGGAGUUUCAGAAAGAAAAGCGGCGACUUGCAUCGGAGGCGAGGUAG